UAUCGAUUCGGAUCGAUAAUUGCGCUGCCAAUUUCCAUCCAAAAAUAUUCCCAAAAGGUCGCUGGAAUCGUUUCGUCCCCUGAGCUAAUUUUGCAUCCGGGAACCUCGCGCGCGGAUGACCCAGGGUCGGCUCUAAUUGUUAUCGCGUUUUACAUUACAAAGACAGUUGUGUUUACGUAUUGCCAUGGACGCCUCGAACUACGACAAAUGGUGAACAUGUCAAGCAUACAAAAAUGCCAACACAGAGUAAGAAAUCAGUGUCGAUAACAACCUCCGAGAGACCUGCGAAACCAAAAAAGAAGAAGAAAAAAGAAUCUGGUAGAAACAGUAGGAAUUCCUUUAGUAAAACCCCCACAUCGGGAGUUGACAGCUCCAGUGAAGGUUUGUUCUAACAGUGUUGUUUGUCUAUUACUUUGGUGAAAAGAAACAUUUGGAUGAAUAUUCUCAUUUGAAAGGGUUCACACUUUCCAGAUGCUAAAUUUAGAGAUUCUUUUCAAGAAGAGAAAGCAACGGUGUGAUGAAACUUAAAGGGUCUUUAUAAAGGUAAUACGAUUAUAAGGUUAAUUUUGUGUUCUUCGAAGGAACCCAUCAAAAGUCAAGAACGAAGUCACGCUCAGAUACAAGUGACGUUACCGAAGGGAAAGUUGUGAGCAUUGUAAGUUCAAAGUCAUUUUCGUCGAGGACAGAAAGCACGUCUUCCAGUAACUGGAGAACAAGCAGUUCUGAUGGAAGAAGCACGAGCAGUAGCGGCGAAAACUUCGGCUCAACACUUAAUGCAAAUUCUGGUUUAGACACACGGAACAACGAAGUGAACGAUCUAACAACACGUACAGAGUUAACUCAAGUGAACGAGAGUUUAAGAUGGGAUUUAACAGAUUGCGAUGACCCAGAUGAAGAAGAGGAGAGAUUAAGGAUUUAUAAAUUACACAGAAGAAAAAGAUACAUGGAUUUCUUUCAUAAACGAACUGGCGAUGAAGCGCAAAGUAGCCAGUUUUAUGGGUAGCGAAUUCGAUCGACAAUGUACAAAGCUUGUGAUUGUAAUCGAAAAUUAUUUAAAGUACCGAAUACGUUCGAAUCUCUCUUAAAGAGAAUUCAAUAUUGCUUGAUCAAUAAGCCAAAACUUGUUAUCGAAUUUCAACAUUUUUAGGAAAAGAUGGCUUAAAUAUUUAUGAACAAAGUUCGAAAAAACAAUUAGCGAGAAUCAGCUAAGCUAUUUAAUCCCCAAUUUAUUCACACUCGAAUAUCAACUUUUAAACCACGUAAAGAGUACAUUUGUUACUAUUUUGUACAUGAAUUCAACAAAACAGACCAACUCUCGCCUGCAGAGAUCUUUUACUUUAAAUCGAAAGUUACCUUACAUUAGCUUACAGAGAAUUACUGUAGUAGGUUUCAAAGGAGAAUUAAUUAGUAUACCCCAGACCUAGGAGAUUAUUUGUUUUACUGGACUUUUUAUUCCCAAGGGCUAGUUCGUGCGUGUACCACAAUUUCAUGUCCAUAACAUUUGUAAAUAUUGAAAAUAUUCUAGUGUCUUAAGAAGUGUUGAGUGAAUUAAUAAGAUUUAGUGCAAAGCGAUGGUAAGAGUUUUAAAUAACAAACAAACUCUCAGUCGUCUUUGACUGAAGGAGAUUUGAAUGACAACAACAACAACAGCAACAAAAAUGGCAUUGUACUUCGUGUCAAACAAGUAUUUGUGAUGGUAGGCCAGAGAGGACGAAGAUUGAAUUUCCUACACAAAUCUAUUGUCUGUAGUCGCCACGUUUUUUCAAACCGUCAUCAAAAGCGUCAGAAAGUAACUACAUCUGGACAGUCUGUGCUUCUUGUGAUUUCCAGCCUGCUCAUGUGUUAUAAAAUUUUUGUUUUGUUUUUAUUCUAUAUUUCUUUACCUUUGUACCAUAAAAAUUUUGUUUAAUGCUGGCCUCGAGACUUUCAAGACAGUCUGUAAAUCCUAAAAAAAAUUUUAUCCUAAAUUUAUCCUAAAUUUUUUUUAAGUUCAUCAUCUGUAAUCCGUGUGUUAGCCUUCGCCAUUCAGUUUCUGAACCAUC
Pocillopora meandrina is the source of this 2042-nucleotide messenger RNA. NCBI's taxonomy places the organism in Eukaryota, Metazoa, Cnidaria, Anthozoa, Scleractinia, Pocilloporidae. The record is from the annotation of a GenBank genome assembly.